GAAGAAAAAUUGCCUGAUUUACCCUCAUAUAAAAAAUAUAAAGAAUUGGACAAUGUGGACAUUAGUGAUUAUAAUAAAGAUCCCUGUAAAAACUUAAAAAACAGUGAUGAAAAGGAUAAAAUACUUUGUAAUAAGAUAUUAAAAAACUUAUUAAUAUUAAAAAAUAAACAUGGUAAAGAACAAAAACAUGGCUGCUACUAUUUUCAACACUGGCUCCACGAUAAGAUAGGGAAAAAACAUUAUAAUGGAAACGUUAAGGGUAAUAAAUAUUCUGUUGCUGAAAACAUUUUGGACAUUGUAGCAAGUGCUGUUUCAACAAAUAGCAUUGAUCAAGCUUGUAAAGGCAAUCCUUUUGGAGAUAAAGAAUCGUGGAAAAAAGAGAAAGAUUUACAUGAUUAUUUUGAAAAUUUUAAACAAAUUAAAUGCAAUGAUUCUGAUAAAGUUAAGUGCGAAAAAUAUGUUGAUUAUGUUUCUUAUAUUAAGAAGUUAUAUUAUGAUAACAUUCAUAGGUGCUGCGAUGAAGAUGAUUCAUAUUCAUACUGUAAUCCUUCUAUUAAAUGUGCAGAUGAGUACGAUCCUAUGAAUUUAUUAACUAUAUUGAAUAAUGAUCUUUUGUCAUUAGGUAAAAAAAUAGAGCAAGAACGUGAACAAGCGGCACCUGCAAAAACAGGACGUGAAAAAGCACCACUGGAAAAGUUAGUAACUGCAGAUGCAAAGGCAAAACCUACACCGGUAGUGCCUGAACAGGAAGUAUCUGAAGAGACAAUAUCUGAAAAAUCUGCUCUUGGACCUGAAAUAAGAGAAACGACAGGCAACCUGCAAUCUGUAGGAACUUUUAGUUCCUCAUCAAUAGAGGGUACAGGAGAGAUUGUUCAUGCAGAACCAUUUUUUACUACAGAUACUGCAAACAAUGCGGUACCUCCUGACAUUGCCGAUAACCCUAGUACUUUAGGAACUACACAUGAACAGUUAGACUCACACUUUUUUCGUAACAUCAUCAUAGGGGCUACUGUACUUGGAACAAUUGUCUUCCUUUUCUACUGCAACAGGGUAAUUCCACAUUAUACUUUAUGA
Messenger RNA from Plasmodium cynomolgi strain B, 1074 nucleotides. RefSeq names its product CYIR protein. The annotation marks the transcript as partial. The transcript has a single exon. The record is from RefSeq and is a predicted model, not a curated record. NCBI's taxonomy places the organism in Eukaryota, Apicomplexa, Aconoidasida, Haemosporida, Plasmodiidae.